AUGGUUUUAGGGCUUGUGCGAGCCUCCCGGCGCAUAUUGGUUCGGCGCUACCCUUUCUUCACGCCACUCAUUGAAUCACCUUCCGUGAUUUUCUCCUACGCCGAGGAUUCUGGCUCUUCUGAAGCCAGUCACCUGCGUGGUGUUCAAACGGCGGAGUCUCCUUCGUUCCAUCGCUCGAGAUCAUCCUGGACUGCGGCUACUGACCAUCGGUUAUGGCAACAAAGGCACUUUGAAUUGGUGGACAGUUGCCCCCGGAGUCUCUUGUUCUCGGCGACCUUAUCCAGUUCUUCGGAGAAGGGGGAGCGGCAGCAGGACGGCGGUGACGAUCGGCAGCACGAGGCUCCGGUUACUGAUGCGUCGUGGGUGGAGAAAUACGUCCCCAGGUUUCUUGAACCUUAUGCACUACUCGCUCGUCUGGACAAGCCCAUCGGGACGUGGUUGCUGGCUUGGCCUUGCGCAUGGUAUUAGGCUUAUUGUCCUCUCAUCUGUACCUAGAUAUUCAGAUGACAAUUUUUUCGAUGAAGACGAUGAGAUUUAGGUGAUAGGAGCAUUUCCUUGAUCGGUCAAGUAUCAUUUAUAUUUUUUAUUCUUCACACAAACCUUACCUGGAACAUGUGAUCUUGCAAAACGAGGAAGGGUAUUUUGAAAAAUGUCCACCAAAAAUGGGUGACCAGUAAGAUGACUGAUAUUCAGGUUCGUCAAUGUAGGUCAAUUACAUUUGCUGCACGCCCUGGAAAUCUUCCCGACCUUAAGAUGCUUGCUCUGUUUGGAUGCGGUGCCGUGCUUCUGAGAGGGGCUGGCUGCACAGUCAAUGAUCUCCUAGAUCGAGACAUUGACAACAAGGUACUCCCGAAUGCCAAUGCCGCAUUCCCAUCAGUGAUAAUAAGAUAUGUUUUUUUAUGCAAUCUUGUGGCUUGCAAAUGAUUAUUAUUGUAAUCAGAAAAUUGGCAUUCAAUGCCGUACCCUGGAGUAACAUCAGAUCAUGAAUGCGUAAGAUUCAUCCAAACAACCUCACUGAAUGUGAUUUCAUCUGCUAGCCAAAUAUCAAAGAAUCUUGUUGACUUGGAUAAGAAAACAUAUUCCAACUUUGGCAUGGAUUGAUGCUGCCAAUUUUACUUUAGACGACUUAUUCCUACUUUGAGAAGCUCUUUCUCGUUCUAUCCCAACACCUUCUUUCGUGUAUUGACUUAGUAUUUUGUAUGUGCAUUGAUGCGCACUGCUUUAACUUUAUUCUCAGCGAAGUGGUGUAUUACCCCUACGAAAAAAAUAAGAAAUAGAAGCUUUCUAUCAGCAUUGGUUUCGGCUUGUUUUAUUCGGCGUUUGAAAAAUUAUACCCUCUUCUUUUUUUUGUUGGCUUACUCUUCAAUAAAUCUACAGUUAUCCAGCUGAACUGGGAAUUAGAGCAGCAGGGACGAUUAAUGUAUUUGGUCUCAAGGAGAUUGUGCAGCUGUUCGUUUUGCCGCUUGGAUGGUGGUGAAAAAAAGACUAGUUCUAGGUCAGAGGAUUUCCAGGAAGAAAACCAUAGCAAGACUGUGUUCGCAGGAAUUAACAGUUCAUUUUAGGUUCCUGUCAAGGGGAAAGAUCCGUUCGCAUGAAAAUACGAUAAAAAAGAAUUUCACGUGCUACACAUCUUUUGCGGCCAUAACUAGUAGAAAAACUCUGAUGGCUGACAUGAGUAUUGUUGAUUGAUCUUCACUAAUAUUUCCUAACGAUUUAUUACACUCACUGCUUGUUUUUUCUUGGUUGCUAUAGGUGGAGCGAACAAAGUCUAGACCAAUUGCAUCUGGUCUUUUGACACCAUUCCAAGGGCUUUCGUUUCUUGGGUUUCAGCUUUUGUUGGGACUUGGAAUCCUUCUUCAAUUGAAUGAUUUCAGGUAACUUGUAACUACUUUUAUGAGGAGGCACUUUGUUUUAAAACUUUUCGUUGAGUUUCGUUUGUUUGAAUGUUAAUAAGAUACCCCAAUAUCGGGUGGAUAUCUUGUCGGAGUACCUCUGAGAGAGAGAGAGAGAGACGACAGAUGAUGAUGUUGGCUCAGAUGGAUGGAAGAACUAAUAGGAAUAAGUUUGCAACUCAUGUUUAUCAGUAUCAUGUAGGAAGAAACAAAAGAGAAGUCAUUUAGCAUAUUUUCUGCUUGUGUAUUUUAGACCAGACAUACAUCUCAUGGGAAGUGUGAAAACCCCAGAAGAGUUUUCUUUGUUUAUCAUGAUUAUCAUCAGCGUGCUAGUUAUCUUCUUCUUGAGAGUUAUUAAACGUCAUUAUUCAACUUUGAAGUUCACCUAUUCUUUUGAGUUACUCGCAAAUCCGCUGUCUCCAUGUGGUCUAAGAAUUUCAUGCAUCAAUCAUUAAAGAAAAUAUAACUGUUUGUUACACUUCGAGGUCCUCAGCAUAUGAAUGGAUACUGCAUGUAGUGUAAAUUAAUCGUGCAGACUUUAUGGGUCAUGUUCAUCAUUUACUGUUCUAUUAUUUUUGGAAUUGAUAAAUAUCAAUAAUGACUAAUCUAAUAGAAGAGUGAUGGAGAUCCUUCUUUCCUCUGCAUCCGAUGUUUUGCACCUUCGCACCAGCAUGUUAGGUGCGAUUUCUCUUCAUUGACUGAGACAAAUCCGUUGAUUAUUUCUUACUAAUUUUAUUCAUAAAAUGCGGUCUCCUGGUUCCUUCAAUUGUCUGCACAUUUCUUUUAUGAAUUGGCUCUCUUUGCAACGAAGGCGCCAUUCUCUUCUCAUAUACUAAAAUAGUGUGCAAGAAUUUGGGGUAUGUAACGCCAUUUCAUUCUUUCCAAAAGCCGUGUCUUAGGUGCAUCAUCAUUGCUGCUGGUUUUCUCCUACCCCCUCAUGAAGAGAUUCACAUUUUGGGUAUGUGACAGAUUAUACUACGAUGAAUUAUGGAUUUUCUGGAAAAAAAAAAAGAAGCUAUGUAAUUAAAUUGGCCCCUGAUUCUGCAGCCCCAAGCAUAUUUAGGUCUAACCUUUAACUGGGGAGCUUUACUUGGCUGGGCUGCUAUUAGAGGAAGCCUAGAUCCUGCAGUUGUCAUCCCAUUGUACAGUGCAGGGGUCUUCUGGACACUCGUAUAUGAUACUAUCUAUGCACAUCAGGUACAUUGACUAUGCUCCAGCAUUGCAAUCACUUACCAUCUCAUUUUCCUUCAUCCUCUCUCUCUCUCUCUCUCUCUCUCUCACUGCACAAGUAGCUAGCAAAAUUUUCCUUCCUUCUUUAAGAAAUGCUGACAAAGGUAAUCCCCAGGAUAAGGAAGAUGACCUGAAAGUAGGCGUCAAGUCAACGGCAUUGAGAUUCGGUCAUCUAACCAAGAACUGGAUUUCUGGAUUUGGGGUUUCCUGUGUUAGUAGCCUUGCCCUCUCUGGAUACAACGCAGAGCUUGGUUCGUAUUAGUUUCCUUUGCCGGCUGGCAUGAAGCCUUUCAUUAGCUAUCAUGCUGAAGUAAUUAACUGCUUGCUUUCUCUUGUAGAACAGAGUGGCCGUAUUACACAUGUUUGACUCUUGCAGCUGGACAGUUAGGAUGGCAGAUAUGGUCUGUUGACUUAUCUAGUCGUGCAGAUUGCAACCGAAAGUACGCAUUUUCAAGGGAUUCUCUUCAUCUCAAUAUUUUUGCUGCAUCGCCAUUUUUUUAAACAUCUUUUGAUUGAUUAGACCAAAGUAGGGUCUGCCUCAUUGUUAUCUAUACACCCUCACUUCCCUUAUAAAUCAGUUCAAACACAGGCUGGCUGUCAUCUGAUAGUCCACCAAUCCAAUUUUCUUAUGCUAGCCGGGGGGAAACGGUAAAGUCUCAAUUUUUAGGGGGGUUAUUAAUAAAAUUCCUAGCUCGAAAGCUUAUCCCCCGUGUGUAGUGUUCCAUCUCGGACCCCCUUCCUUGCUUUCUUGUCCCCUUACAUUGUUGAAUUCCAUUCAACUAUUUCUUGAUCUUCAUCUGGUAUUGGAGUCCCAUCAUCAUCCUUUUUUUAGCCUUUGUUCUUUGUCAGUGAGAAAUUUUAGGCCCGCUUCCUGUUCUAUGAAUGGAAACUGCGAACCCAUCAUUGCGGAUUAGCAAAUUGUGAAGAGUUGAUUGCUCGUUGACUUGCAUCAGUCAGCUUCCUGUUCUAUGAAUGGAAACCGCGAACCCAUCAUUGCGGAUUAGCAAAUUGUGAAGAGUUGAUUGCUCGUUGACUUGCAUCAGUCAGCUUCCUGUUCUAUGAAUGGAAACCGCGAACCCAUCAUUGCGGAUUAGCAAAUUGUGAAGAGUUUCAAGUUGACUAUCUGAAGCUGAAUUCAGACGUAGGAUGAGGCAUUUGAGAAUUGCUCGUUGACUUGCAUCAAUCAGCUCAAUCUCACUCUUAAAAGGAGCACAUGGCGUUUAUAUUCCCCAAUCUCUGCCGACACCUUUGCCUGUGCGUGCUUCUCGCUUGGCUACACUCGAGAUCUUCCAUUAGGGUUUAGAUGGCUUCGCCUCCACUUUACACCCCAAAUAGAAGUAUGUUCUUCAUUCUACUAUUACCUUCAAUGGCGAUGGUCUCAACUAUCUCUGCAUAAAAUUUUCAGUUUUAUUAUUUUCAUAAAUCCAUUGUGGGAUGAACAUAACAUUUGCAGCGUUUUUUUCAACUCAUUAUUUUCUCCAACUGAAUGGGGAAAAUCAGAAAAAAUCUGAGCUUUGGCCUGUUUAUUUUCAGAUUUGUCUCCAACAAAUGGUUUGGAGCUUUCGUCUUCAGUGGAAUCUUGUUGGGUCGACUAGCAUCUUGA
Messenger RNA from Spirodela intermedia, 4725 nucleotides. The record is from the annotation of a GenBank genome assembly. Lineage: Eukaryota; Viridiplantae; Streptophyta; Magnoliopsida; Alismatales; Araceae.